This is a messenger RNA of Alosa sapidissima (American shad), 4846 nucleotides long. RefSeq names its product jade family PHD finger 1 (gene jade1). Gene Ontology annotation, cellular component: histone acetyltransferase complex. Lineage: Eukaryota; Metazoa; Chordata; Actinopteri; Clupeiformes; Clupeidae. Bases 360 to 3254 code for a protein of 964 amino acids. Gene Ontology annotation, biological process: regulation of transcription by RNA polymerase II. The record is from RefSeq and is a predicted model, not a curated record. The transcript has 12 exons.
CAGUACAUUAACUUUAAUUGGGUUUCCAACUAUUUGGAAUCAUCAAACAAUAUCAGAUUAAGCGGCGCAUUUGGUCUUGGUUUGUCAACAGCCUCAAAUUACAGGACAUGACGGUUACUGUUGUAAACGUUACAGCAAAUAAUGUAAAAUAAAACAACUUGGGGUUUCUUCUUAUUUUAUGUUUACCCUGAUUAUGGACUAUUGUGACGUUUAGAGGUGUGACGCCUAUGACGAUGUGAGCACGUGCCCAGUAGCUUGUGUUGUUUUUCUUCCGUCAACAUCCAGUGAGUUCAAAACAUUGCCUUUUUCGAAACGUGGACAUGUAAAAAUCUGUGAUCUUCCAAACUCGACUGUGGAACAUGAAGCGGAGCAGGCAUCCAAGCAGCAGUGAUGACUCUGACACUGGCAGGAGACCCAGGGCCAGUAAACAAGUGUCCAGGCAGGAGGAAGUGAGCAGCACUCAGACAGAGAGACAGAGAGUGUGUAGACUCAGACAGCGAGUGUGGACUUUUACGGACAUUGUGCCAGGUCAGACAGGCACGUCGACAUCCUGGUCGCAGCACUCCAAAUCUCAGACCCGGAGAUCCAAGGGAAAGAAGCCAUCUGAGGUUUUCAGGACAGACCUGAUCACAGCCAUGAAGCUGCACGACUCGUACCAGCUGAACGCGGAGGACUACUACGUGCUGGCUGACCCCUGGAGGCAGGAGUGGGAGAAGGGGGUCCAGGUUCCGGUCAGCCCCAACUCCAUCCCCGGGCCCGCCGUCUGCACGGUGGCGGAGCGGCCCUCAGCGGUCAUGUUCUCGCGGCCCAAGAAGAUGAUCCGCUCGUCAGGGCAGGAGCCGCCGGUGCUGGGAUACGUCCCCAUCCGCACGCUGGCCGAGGGCGUCUGCCGCUACGACCUGGACGAGGAGGACGUGGCCUGGCUGCACUACGCCAACAAAGAGUUCGGCCUGAUGGGGACGCAGCCGAUGGACGAGCUGACCAUGGAGCGGGUCAUGGAGGAGUUUGAGCGCAGUUGCUACGACAACCUGAGCCACGCCAUGGAGACGGAGGAGGGCCUGGGCAUCGAGUACGACGAGGACGUGGUGUGUGACGUGUGCCAGUCGCCCGACGGAGAAGACGGCAACGAGAUGGUGUUCUGUGACAAGUGCAACAUCUGCGUCCACCAGGCCUGUUAUGGCAUACUGAAAGUGCCAGAGGGGAGUUGGCUGUGCCGCAUCUGUGCCCUGGGCAUCCUCCCGAGGUGCCAACUCUGCCCGAAGAAGGGCGGCGCCAUGAAGCCCACACGCAGCGGCACCAAGUGGGUCCACGUGAGCUGCGCCCUUUGGGUACCGGAGGUGAGCAUAGGGAACCCAGAGAAGAUGGAGCCCAUCACCAACAUCUCCCACAUCCCCAGUAACCGCUGGGCUCUCAGCUGCUGCCUCUGCAAGGAGCGCUCGGGCGCCUGCAUACAGUGUUCUGCCAAGAGCUGCCGGACGGCAUUCCACGUGACGUGCGGUCAGCACGCCGGCCUGAAGAUGAGCACCAUCCUCACGGAGUCCGACGAGGUCAAGUUCAAGUCCUUCUGCCCGCUACACUCAGGACUCAAGACGGCGGCGGCGGAGGAGGAGGAGGGAGCGGCAGACGCGGUGACGGUGAAGGAGGAGCGGGAGGAGGACAGCGGCCGGCGGAGUGGCCGGAAGGUCAGGGAGCGUCCGGUGGCGGACGGCGUCCGCGUGAGCGAGCGCAAGCAGCGGCUGCAGCAGCUGGAGGACGACUUCUUCCGCUUCGUCUCCGUGGGCGACGUGGCCAAGCGCCUGGGGCUGCCGGCCGACACGGUGGACUUUGCGUUCCAGUACUGGAAGCUGAAGCGGCGGGUCAACUUCAACCGGCCGCUCGUCACGCCCAAGCGCGAGGAGGAGGAGAGCCUGGCGCGCCGCGAACAGGAAGUGCUUCUGCGCCGCCUCCGCCUCUUCACCCACCUGCGCCAGGACCUCGAGCGGGUGCGUAAUCUAACCUACAUGGUGACGCGAAGAGAGAAGAUUAAGCGGUCAGUAUGCCGAGUCCAGGAGCAGAUCUUCCAACAGCACAUCAAACUGCUGGAGCAGGGACGCUUCACUGGCUUGUCCACGACGAGACGUCUGUCCGAGGCUUGGUUCUACUUCCGAGAUGCCCCCAGCGUGCCUUACCCGUCUCCGCGGGCCCUGAAGGGCCACCCUGCCCUCAACACGCCCCUGGCCCCCGGCAGCUCCGCCCCGACGGGCCCCCCCAGCCCCCCCCAGCGUGGAGGGGUCCCCUCCAGAGCCCCGCAGCCCGAGAGCCCCUCCAAGCCUCCCAAGACCAACGGCUUUCUUCCAGCCAAGGCACCGCGGCCCAACGGCGUGCUUCCGUCCCAGCUGACGCGGGCCAACGGCCUCCUGCCGGGCAGGGUUGCCAAGGGGACGGGCGAAGGCUCAGACCGGGCGCCGGCGGACACUCGUCGGGUCACUCGGGGCGACGCCACCAGGGCGGCCACGGCAAAGCCUCCCACCGAGCCUCGGGAGAGGAGGGAGAACGCCACCGUGGUCUCCACGGAAACGUGCGUGCGCGUCGGGGAGCUGGGCCUCCCCCACACGCCCCCCAACCUCAACCCCACCCUCAGGCUGACCCCAGUGGCCAUCCCCCCCCACGCCCAGAUCUACAACAUGGAGGACCGCAGGAGACGACCACGGGAACCGUCGCCGCCGACCCGACCCAAACUCCGAACCGGGUCCAAGCUCUCUCAGGACACGCGACAGAGGCCGGCUGAGGCCGACGCCAUAGAGUCCGUCUCUGUGGAAACCAAGUACAACGGCAUUCUCAGGAGGUCCGCAUCUGGCCAGGACAGCUCGUCGUCAUCGUCGUCCUCGUCAUCGGGGUCGGGGGGUAAUAACCUCAGGGGCUGGGGCAGUUUCCGUAUCCCCAAAAAGAGCGAGCGGACCACACGCGGCCACCCGGCGGGGCAGGAGGGGUCAGAGAUGCCGCGCGUCUCACUUCCGGAACCCUCCUGCCCCCUCCCCUCCCGCAGGACGUCCGACAGGACCGCGAACGCCCCGACAACACCCACGCUCAGAACUCGCCUGCGGGUGGCAGCGGAGAACCACGCCAACGCCAGCGCCCAGGGGGGCGAGACUAGUGGGCAGCCGGAGCAGGACGCCCAGGGCAAGCGCUGUCAGGCCCAGCGGCUGCACAGCCACGACAUCAUGGCCCGGCGCUACGGCUCGGACAUCAUCCGGCGCGGCGUGCUGGCCUCCUGACUGGACCCCGGGCGGCAGGGCCGCGGGCUGACCACAGCGCUGACACUGCUCUUCAUCUUGGGACACGCGCUCCUUUUCUCCCUCUACUGUUGUACAUACGUUUCCUUCUCAAGUGUUUAAUACUAGAUUUUAAGUUAUGUUUUGCUCCCCCUGUUUUUGCUUUAGUUCUAGUUUGGUAAACUUUAACGUUACUUCCUGUAAUUCAUCACAUGAAGUUCGAAUCAAAACAUUUGCUUUGUUCUUUAUCAAGAGAUUAUCCAACUCAUGUAGAAUGUUUGCUACAGAUAAGAUUUCAUGUGAAUGGACAAAAGCCUCCAUAACUGUAGAGUGGCCUUCUGAAACAUGUUGGUCAUACAAGCUGAAACAAAACCACCUGAUGCCCCUACAACUCUCAAAACAAAUAUGGACUACGCGUUACACGUAUGGAAUAUGGCUACAUUAAUGUAGCAUUGUCCUGUCACAUUCUGCCUUGUGAAACACCAAUUCUGCGGCAGGUAAACGGGCACUAAAGAUUACUUUCAUCUUUUUUUUUUCUUUAUCUAUAUGUGUCCAAAUAGGCCUUGAAAGGAAAUAAGCUUAUUUUAACUCUUUAUUUAUUGUAUGUCAUGUUAUGUCACCAUAAUGUAUAUGUAUAUUGUAGCAAUAGCAAACGCAUACUUUUGAUGCUAGUAUCUGAACCAUUUUAUGGUAUAACAAUUUGUUCUGAGAAAAUGAUUUGUGGUAGACUACUGCAUUUGUUGAAGGUUAAUGCCUUAAGAUCUCAAUUCCUUGUAGCCUUUAACUCUCUCCAUGAAGUUGGCUGGCUUUCAGUGAUGUACUUAUUGCAUAGUUGUGAUCAUGAUUAGUUUUCAUUGGCCGUUAAAAUGCUUAGCCCUGGACAUAUGAUUUGAAGUAGGUCUCUCAGCAAAUCAUGAGAUCAUCAAGGUGUGUAUCAGGUUCAUCCGCACGGGAACUAUGGGGCCCAAUCAGCCUUAUUCUCUAGCGCAUCUCUUCAUUAAUGUAGUGAAUCAUAACAAAGCACUUAGAUUAGUCAAAAGGUUGUUCUGUUUUCAAAGUAUCUGUGUUGAGAUGGGCCCAGUACUUUUUUUUUUCAUUGUCUUAAUUAAAUGCAGUUUUUAUAUCUGGCCAAAGGGGGGCGCCUUGCAUUUUCUAAAAGCAGAUGUUUUCCAGCUGACGGGCCGUAAUCGGGAUCUAGAGCUCUGCUUCUUCUAUGGCCGUCAUUACGCCCCUGUCUGUUACUAAUGAUAUUAACCAACUUUGUUGUACCACCUGGCUUUAAAGUUCAGUACUGCUUGGCGCCCUCUGGUGUCGUAGAUUGGAAUUGUACGCUAUGUGACAGGAAGGAACUCCAAGAGAGAGCGCUGUUGGGCAAGGCCCUGGGUCUGAGACGGCAGGUUCAUCCCGUGCCUAUUGUUAAUUUACAUGUUGCACUAAUAGAGAGCUGAAAGGUGACAGUAUGACUGUGUUCAGGUAAUUAUUUUUUCAUACAGAAAGAUAUUUUAUAUGAAGCGCUGCUGUCGUAUUUUUUGUUAUGCAGAUCUAUUUUGUUUUGUCUCGUCAGAUUGUGAAUAAAUUUCAUUUCUUGAGAUUAA